This is a messenger RNA of Metarhizium album ARSEF 1941, 1629 nucleotides long. RefSeq names its product Pyridine nucleotide-disulfide oxidoreductase, FAD/NAD(P)-binding domain protein. The transcript has 2 exons. Bases 1 to 1629 code for a protein of 542 amino acids. Gene Ontology annotation, cellular component: cytoplasm. The record is from RefSeq and is a predicted model, not a curated record. Lineage: Eukaryota; Fungi; Ascomycota; Sordariomycetes; Hypocreales; Clavicipitaceae. Gene Ontology annotation, molecular function: flavin adenine dinucleotide binding; 2 iron, 2 sulfur cluster binding; oxidoreductase activity, acting on NAD(P)H.
AUGGCCUCCGAAUUCAAACUCAAGGACUUGACGUCCAUCUCCCUGUCCCCCGGUUCCAAACAGGAGGUCGAGGUCGAGGGCGUGGACGGCGGCAAAGUCCUACUCGUCAACGCUGGAGGCAAGAUUCAAGCAAUUGGCGCCAAAUGUACACACUACGGGGCGCCCCUUGCCAACGGUGUCCUUACUGCUGACGGGCGAGUCAAAUGUCCGUGGCAUGGAGCCUGCUUCAGCACGAGCACCGGCGACGUCGAAGAAGCGCCCGCCCUUGAUGCCCUGCCCGUUUUCAAGCUCAUUGAGCGCAAUGGCGCCGUCUAUGUCGUGGGCGACGAAUCCGCAAUCAAAAGUUCCAAAAGACAGCCCAGCUUGAGCUGCGCCGGCUCUUCUCCUGCAGGCGACAAGGUCGUCGUUGUCGGCGGAGGGUCUGGCGCCCUGGGCACUGUUGAGGGCUUGCGAGAGAAGGGCUUCACCGGUGGCAUCACCGUCAUUUCAAACGAGGGCUAUUUCCCCAUAGAUCGACCGAAACUGAGCAAGGCUCUCAUGACUGACCUCUCCAGAUUGCAAUGGAGGGACAGGAGCUGGUUCGAUAGCGGCAACGUCGAGUGGGUGGAUGGCGAAGCUACUGCCGUCGACUUUGGAGACCGUACAGUUAGCACCAAGAACGGCCGAAACAUUUCCUACACGAAAUUGAUCCUCGCCACGGGUGGCACUGCUCGUAAAUUGCCUGUCAAUGGAUUUUCCGUCCUGGGCAAUAUUUUUACCUUGCGCAACGUGCAUGACGUCAAAGCCAUCGUCGACGCCAUUGGCGAAAAAGGCAAAAAGAUAGUCAUUAUCGGCGCGUCCUUCAUUGGCAUGGAAGUCGCCAAUGCCACCUGCAAGGACAACACCGUCGCAGUUGCAGACGUGAGCAAAGUUCCAUUGGAGCGUGUACUUGGCAAAAAGGUCGGCGCCGGCAUACAAAAGGCGAUUGAAGCCAAGGGCGUCACCUUCUACCUAGGGGGCGGCAUCGAGAGGGCAGAGCCAUCCACGUCGGAUCCCUCCAAAGUUGGUGCCGUCGUUCUUAAAGACGGCACGAAACUAGAAGCCGACCUCGUUAUCCUGGGAGUUGGCGUCAUGCCUGCUACAGAGUAUCUGCGCGACAAUUCUAUUCUACGCCUCGAGGAGGAUGGAUCGGUCAAGACGGAUGACAACUUUCAGGUAUCCGGCCUCAAGGACGUCUACGCAAUUGGCGACAUUGCUACGCAUCCGUACUCAGGACCCGGAGGCGAGGGCAAGCCAGUGCGCAUCGAACACUGGAAUGUCGCCCAGAACUCGGGCCGCCACGUCGCCAACCAUAUCGUGAACCCGACUCAGAAGCGACCUCUGGACAUUCCCAUAUUUUGGUCAGCGCUUGGUGCUCAGUUGCGAUAUUGCGGAAACACCGCCAACGGAUGGGAUGACGUGAUUGUCAACGGCGAUCCCGCUGAAGCCAAGUUCGUCGCAUACUACACCAAAGGGGAAACGGUUGUGGCCAUGGCCAGUAUGGGCAGGGAUCCGCUCAUGUCGCAGAGCGCUGAGUUGAUGAGGUUGAAUAAGAUGCCGUCCAAGAAGCACAUUCAAGAUGGCGUCGAUGUCAUGUCUAUUGCUCCAUGA